Messenger RNA from Cajanus cajan (pigeon pea), 2227 nucleotides. Its product is annotated as IRK-interacting protein. The record is from RefSeq and is a predicted model, not a curated record. Lineage: Eukaryota; Viridiplantae; Streptophyta; Magnoliopsida; Fabales; Fabaceae.
UGUACCAGAAAAGAAAAUUACUCAUGUCUCUCUCUUCUUCACAUGUGCUCACCUCAUUAGUUUUCCUAUGAGAACAAAGACAAGGCUCACUUCAUUGGGUUUGAGACGUGACCCUUUGUAUCCCUCAUUCCAUUUUCUGGUUCUCCAAGAUCCCAUUCUUAUAACCAUACAUAUAAUAAUAGCCAUCAAGCAAAAUCCAGCCGUUGGAUGUCACCACUUGAAAAUCCGUUUUGUUCUUUUCCUAUUGUCAAUAAAAAUUCCAAGCACAUCAAUAUUCUAGUGCACAUAUUAUCUUCUCGGCUUUUGCAUUGCAUGCUCCACUUUGUUCUUUCCUCUGUUGUGCUUCAUGGCUGCAACUGCAACCGCAAAACUUUGUCAAGACCAUAACAACCAAAGCCACAACCCUGAAAUUACAAGGGAAGAAAUCCAAACUGCCAUAGCCAAAGCAGUGGAAUUAAGGGCUCUUCACGCUGCAUUAAGACAUGGAAGUAGUCCUGGCACAACAACCAAUGCUAGAUUUCCAUCACCUUCCCCUGCUUCUCACUUCUCUUCCCAAGAUUACCCUGUUUUCACACCAAGUUAUGAAGAUGUAGCACACCAGAACCCAACAAAGAGCAGAACUAUAUCAGAAAGUUGGGAUGAGAAUGGGGCAGAAGGAGGUAACACCAUGGCCCAUUCAGAUUGCAAGCAAAAAUCAGGUUCAAUAAAGGGACUACCUUUUGGAUUUUCCAAUAACCUAGACUCUCACUUGUGUCCUGCUGAUGAUAGCAAAUCUGUGAGUGGUUCUUGUGCAAAUCACAUUACUGUUCUCCAAACAUCACCUUCCCCUGCAAAUGACUACUUCAAAUCAAGGAGGAGAAACAGUUUGGGGGACUUGAAGCCCUCAUCUUCCUGCAAUAGGUGCAACCCUGCUGUGAUAACUAGUGAAUAUGAUAACACAAGGAACACCAAAAGCUCCAACAUUGUCGUCCCCCUCACAGAUUCCCAUGCCUCUUUCCAAACCCAACCAAAAAGUAAAGGGGUGAUUUCCUGGCUGUUCCCUAGGUUCAAGAAGAAGCAUAAGAAUGUUAUGAGUUCCCCAAACAGGACAGAAUCUGAGGAAGUCUCUCAGGUUCUUAAGGACAUGGGGGGGAUAAUGUCAGUUGAGGCACUGAAGAGGGAACUAAUGGAGGCAAAUGAGAGUAGAGAUGCUGCCUUGUUGGAAGUUUCUGAGAUGAGAUCUUCACUGGGGGAACUCAAACAAAAGCUUGAGUACUUGGAAAGUUAUUGUGAAGAGUUGAAGAAAUCUUUGAGGCAAGCAAUGCACACCAAAGAUACUACACUUUCUGAAAAGCUCAAUAACCCUCCCCAGAGAGGAUCACCCUUUGAUGGGAAUGGAGAAAAUUUGAUGCCUGUGGGGGAGGAGGCUAUGGUAGAAGGCUUCUUGCAGAUAGUGUCAGAAUCAAGGCUAUCAGUAAAACAAUUUUGCAAGACCCUUAUAUGCCAAAUUGAAGAAACUGAUCACUCUUUGAUGGACAACUUGAACUUGCUCCUCCAACCAUAUAGGCUUUCCUUGAAUUCAAAGUACUCGAAGGCAGUUCUUUACCAUUUUGAAGCCUUCAUAAACCAGUCCUUCUACCAAGACUUUGAGAACAGUGUGUUCCAAAAGAAUGGAAGCACAAAGUUCUUAGACCCUAGACAGGAUCGCCAAGCACAGUUCUCAUCAUUUGUUGCACUUAGGAAUUUGAGCUGGAACGAGGUGCUUAGAAAGGGUACCAAGUAUUACAGUGAAGAGUUCAGCAAGUUCUGUGAUCAGAAAAUGAGUUGCAUCAUCACUUCGCUGAAUUGGACAAGGCCUUGGCCUGAACAACUCCUUCAGGCUUUCUUUGUGGCAGCAAAGUGCAUAUGGUUGCUGCAUUUGCUGGCAUUUUCUUUCAACCCUCCAUUGGGAAUUUUAAGGGUUGAAGAGAAUAGAAGCUUUGAUCCUCACUACAUGGAAGAUUUGGUUACUGAUAGACAAAGGUCACAAGGUUCUAGCAGGGUUAAGAUCAUGGUGGUGCCAGGGUUCUAUGUUCAGGAUAGGAUAUUGAGGUGUAGAGUUAUUUGCAGGCACAAAUCUGCACCCUAAAGUAAAAUAACUUGAAAAUUGGUUUAAUUUUACUGUCCAUUUUAUUUAGAUUCUCUCUUAUUUAAGUUUGUAACUAUCCAAAUGUAUGCAGUAAUAAUGAAUAAUGGUUCAAAUUGGUUA